AUGGAUGAAGCGAAUAUAACAUUUGUUCCUGGUACUUUUGCCAGUACUUAUAUGAGUCCGGGUACCACUAGGCAUGGUAGAGGUGUAUUGAACAAAAUGACGGGAGAAAUCAUGGUCUCCAUACCAGAUAACGAUGAGCUUAAAUCUCUGUUCAAUAAAGUUGAUGAAGAAAUCGAAAUCGGAGUCACCAAUGCAAGUGAAACCUUUAAAAAAUAUCGUUAUGACUAUCCUUACUCAACUCAACUUGCGAAACAACUCGUCAAAGAAUGUGCAGAUCAGGUUGAUAGGGCAAGGGGCAAAAAGAGCCGUGGGAGAAUCCGAACGGUUCCGACUGAUACAUCUCCAGUGCCGUUCUCUGGAGCCUCAAACUUCUUCCAGAAUCCUGGUAGGGAAGCAAGAGCUAAUCUGUCAAACCCGGCAAGAUAUAGCGAAAUCCAAUCACAAGGAUCAUCGUCCCACAGUCAUCCGACUACCAUACUUCACAAUAGUCAAAUCCAAUUCCCAAAUGUUCGGACCGAUAAUCCCUCAGUACCGUUCUCUGAAGUAUCAAACUUCCAUCAAAUACCCGAUGAGGAAGCAAGUGCGUUUCAGACACAGUAUAAUCGAAUUCAAGAACAAGGACCAUCUGCUCAGACUCAACCAACUAUGAUGACUAUCGAGACUAUCCAACCCUUAGGGACGUACAGGGAGACAUACACUUAUUGUAACAAUCACGCUAGAGCAUGGCUGGAAAUGAGGGCAGAGGACAUGGCUCGGUUCGAUAAAGGAUCACUGGAAACCUUUUCUCAAGGAGGAAAAGUGGGCAGCGCUAAGCUGGAGACUAUUCUGGGAGAAACAAGUGCAGUUUUUGAAGAUAUCUCCCAACGCGAUGCUGGAAGAGCUCAAGAUCUAGCUCUUGAAGUCGUAAGUAGAGCUCUGGAAAUGAGAGACCAUUGGGACAAACUGCAGAAUGAGCAAUCCGCCACAAGUCAACUCGGCUUCAUUGUACCCCGUGCUUCUGCGAAUUAUACGACGGAGACUCAAAAUCCCAGUGAAUGCGAGCCUGGUGGAAAUUACUGGGUUAUCGACGAUCAAUUUCAUCCCUCACGUCCUCGCUAA
Messenger RNA from Kwoniella shivajii, 1098 nucleotides. RefSeq lists its product as uncharacterized. The transcript is spliced from 4 exons. Lineage: Eukaryota; Fungi; Basidiomycota; Tremellomycetes; Tremellales; Cryptococcaceae. Bases 1 to 1098 code for a protein of 365 amino acids. The record is from RefSeq and is a predicted model, not a curated record.